UAAUAUUCCCACCACAAACACAUAAAAACACGCAACAGACAGACGGACACAAAUCGCUCAAAAUCCCGUACUGGAUCCAUAGAUUCCUAUUUCCUCACCAUUACCAACUUCCUCUCUCUCAUAUACUUUCCAAUUCCCAUUUUCCUCUUCCUCUGCUCCAAUGGCGGACCACGAUCUCGAGUCGCCUCUCCUUUCGUCUCAGCCGUCCGAUCACCCUCACUUCGUCGUUGACAUCGGAGAAGACAACGAAGGACCGUCAGGAAACGGAAUCGAUUGCUCCAACAACGACGACGGAGACGCACGCUCCGAUUCUUCUCGGAACCCUUACGCGUUCCUCGGAUCGGACUGGUUCGACGUGCCGCGCCAGUCGACAGCUAACCCCUUCCGCAACCACACGCUGAUGAUCAGCGGCGUCUACGAGUGGCUAAAGAUAUUAGUUUGCUUGCCCAUCGCGGCUCUGAGGCUCGCGCUUUUCGGGAUUUGCCUCGCGAUCGGGUAUUUGGCGACCAAAUUGGCUCUCCAAGGUUGGAAGGACAAGCAGAAUCCGAUGCCCAAGUGGAGGUGUAGGAUCAUGUGGAUUACUAGGUUUUGUGCCCGCUGUAUCCUCUUUUCUUUUGGCUACCAUUGGAUUAGGAGGAAGGGGAAACCUGCUCCUAGGGAAAUUGCUCCCAUAGUGGUUUCUAACCAUGUAUCGUACAUUGAACCUAUUUUCUAUUUCUAUGAAUUGUUUCCGACCAUUGUGGCAGCAGAGUCCCAUGAUUCCUUACCUUUUGUUGGAACUAUUAUCAGAGCAAUGCAGGUCAUAUAUGUUAAUAGAUUCUCACCAUCAUCAAGGAAACUUGCAGUGAAUGAGAUAAAGAGAAAGGCGUCUUGUGAUAGAUUUCCUCGAGUUCUUCUAUUUCCUGAGGGAACCACUACAAAUGGAAGAUUCUUGAUUUCAUUCCAACUAGGUGCAUUCAUCCCUGGUUAUCCAAUCCAACCAGUUAUUGUUCGCUAUCCCCAUGUACACUUUGAUCAGUCUUGGGGGCUUAUAUCUUUAACAAAGCUGAUGUUUAGGAUGUUUACACAAUUCCACAAUUUCAUGGAGGUAGAGUAUCUUCCACUUGUUUCACCCCUUGAUCAUGAAAAAGAAAGCGCUGCACACUUUGCGGAAAGGACUGGCCAGGUUAUUGCAACUGCAUUAAAUGUUGUACAUACAUCUUAUUCCUUUGGGGAUUUAAUGCUUCUAAUGAAGGCAGCCGAGUCCAACCAGGCCGAUCCCUCAGCGUACAUGGUUGAAAUGGCUAGGAUGGAAUUGCUACACCAUAUAAGUAGCUUCGAAGCUGUAGAACUUCUGGAAAAGUUUCUGUCCAUGGAUCCAGACCCCAGUGGUCGCGUUAAAUACCAUGAUUUUGUGAAGGUUCUAAGACUCAAGACUUGUACUUUAUCUGAGGAGAUAUUUUCAUUCAUUGAUGUGGAGAAAAGUGGAUCGAUCACAUUUAAGCAGUUUUUAUUUGGAUCAACAAAUGUCAUGAAUCAACCACUAUUCCGACAAGCCUGCGAACUAGCCUUCACCAAAUGUGCUGCUAGAGGAAAUGAUUGCAUAUCGGAGCAAGAACUAGGAGAGUCCAUCAGAUUAGCAAUUCCGGAGUUGAAUCAGGAUGAGGGCCAUGAGCUGUUUGUUCUAUUUGAUACCAAUAGUGAUGGAAAAAUCAGCAAGGAUGAGUUUUUAACCUGCCUGAGAAAGAACCCACUGCUGAUUGCGCUUUUCUCACCUUGUUUGCUACAGAAGGAUCUUUUGGAAGGUAGUAAUAGGUUGCGGGAGGAGAUUAUGUAGUAGCUGCAUUUUCAAUUCAUUCUGCACCUUUUUGUGUCUGUAAUAGUUGGUUUUACUUGACGGAGGGAGAAGGAAAGUAUAAGUAUUAGAGUGGGGCAUCAAUAUUUUUUCUUUCCUGCCCCCAGAAAUGCUCGUAAUACGGCCUUAAUACUUGGGUGUCUUAAUAUUUAAUCUCAUGUCAUUCUUUAUAUACUGGAAUUAGACAAAUUGCAGGUCGUGGUUUUUGAAUGAUUUGGUUAUCAUGGUCCAAUGCUUUCGAUCACAUAAUGAAAUUUUGAUGGUCUUCUUUUAGAUAUACUCUAAAA
Molecule: messenger RNA, 2121 nt
Organism: Morus notabilis
Lineage: Eukaryota; Viridiplantae; Streptophyta; Magnoliopsida; Rosales; Moraceae
Product: lysophospholipid acyltransferase LPEAT2
Exons: 14
Coding region: 161-1816 (551 amino acids)
Biological process (GO): phospholipid metabolic process
Molecular function (GO): calcium ion binding; lysophosphatidylethanolamine acyltransferase activity
Source: RefSeq, a predicted model, not a curated record